Molecule: messenger RNA, 1860 nt
Organism: Spodoptera litura
Lineage: Eukaryota; Metazoa; Arthropoda; Insecta; Lepidoptera; Noctuidae
Gene: Syt7
Product: Synaptotagmin 7
Biological process (GO): vesicle fusion; calcium ion-regulated exocytosis of neurotransmitter
Cellular component (GO): plasma membrane; synapse; exocytic vesicle
Molecular function (GO): clathrin binding; calcium-dependent phospholipid binding; calcium ion binding
Source: RefSeq, a predicted model, not a curated record
AAAAAAAAGUCUUUCUCUAAUCGUCUUGAAGCAAAAUAUUAUCAUUCUGUACACAGUGUUGUUUGUGAUUUUUUUUUAAUAUUUUCAUCUGAAAAUCUCUUCGUGCCAACAUUUGUUAUGUAAUAAGUUAUUGAAGCAACUGAAAGCUGAAACUUGAACAAAACAUCGAGUACCGUGUCUGUGAUAAAAACAAAGAGAGAGAGUUUUUUCUUAAAAAAAACAAAACAUUUUUUUGUUGACAGUUGAAAAAAAUAAACAUUUUGCGCGUGUUAUCUGUUGCGAUAUUUGAAUUUAAAAAAAUAACGUUCGAUGUUGGGUUCUGAAUUUGAAAAUGACGUCACAGGAAUCAACAAUGACGAAGAACUUUUUGACGGUGACCAACAUUGUGAACGAAGGGAUCAAAGGCAGCAAGAUCUCUAAGCUUGGCUUGUCCAAGUACCUCUCCCAAUCUCUAGCACAGCUAGAGACAACUUCGAUCAGCUCCCCUCAAGCGAAGUCGCCAGCUGGGAGCAGCGCUGGAGCGGCUGCAAGUGCCUCGACAGCACCUGGAGAACGGACGCCAACUGCUCACAACAAACAGCUGCAAAAUGUCAAGGGACAGGAUCAUCCGCCGCAUCCAUCUAUGGCGUUUCUCCAGAAUCGUUCCAUUUCCCUGGUGGACAUGUACAUCGACAAUUCAGAACCAUCGGAGAACGUUGGCCAGAUCCACUUCAGCCUGGAGUACGAUUUCCAGAACACUACCCUGAUAUUGAGGAUCAUUCAGGGCAAGGAAUUACCAGCUAAGGAUUUGAGCGGUACAUCCGACCCGUACGUCCGCGUAACACUACUGCCGGACAAGAAGCACCGGUUGGAGACGAAGAUCAAGCGACGCACCCUGAACCCGAGGUGGAAUGAGACCUUCUACUUUGAAGGGUUCCCGAUACAGAAACUGCAGAGUCGGGUGCUCCAUCUCCACGUGUUCGACUACGAUCGGUUUUCGAGAGACGACUCCAUUGGAGAAGUGUUCCUGCCUCUGUGUCAGGUGGACCUGAGCGAGAAGCCAUCAUUCUGGAAAGCUCUGAAGCCGCCAGCGAAGGAUAAGUGUGGCGAGUUGCUGACAUCAUUAUGUUACCAUCCCAGCAACAGUGUGUUGACGCUGACGCUGUUGAAGGCGAGGAACCUGAAGGCUAAAGAUAUUAAUGGGAAAUCAGACCCCUACGUGAAAGUAUGGCUUCAAUUCGGUGACAAGCGCAUAGAGAAACGCAAGACGGCGAUCUUCAAGUGCACGCUGAACCCUGUCUUCAACGACUCCUUCUCAUUCAACGUCCCUUGGGAGAAGAUUAGGGAGUGCUCCUUGGAUGUCCAGGUUAUGGACUUUGAUAAUAUCGGGAGAAAUGAGCUGAUUGGAAGAAUAUUGUUAGCUGGUAAAAAUGGAUCCGGCGCAACAGAAACGAAACAUUGGCAAGAUAUGAUCACGAAGCCGCGACAGACCAUCGUCCAAUGGCAUCGCCUCAAACCAGAGUGAAAUGGAAAAUAAAGAGCAAAAAAUAAAAUAAAAAAUUACAAAAACGUCAUAAGACUGAAUGGUUAACAAAAUUUAAUGACACUACCACUCUCUGAACUGUCCUUGUAUUGGCGUUGUGCUCUUAAUUCAUGUUUGUUAAAAUUUUGAAGUUUGUUAAAAAUAAUUAUUUUGUUUGUUAAAAAUGGUUUUGUUUAUUAAAUUACUGCUUUUUUUAUGUUUUUAUUUUUAUGUGGAAUCAAAAGUUAUAUUGUUUCGUUAUUUUCUGUUCGAUAAAAGAAAAUUAUAAAUGUUUUUAUCACGAUUCUAUUUCAUCGAAGCACACGCUAUUUCUCGAAUCUUGACUAUCUUUAAAAGUA